Messenger RNA from Spirometra erinaceieuropaei, 13861 nucleotides. Lineage: Eukaryota; Metazoa; Platyhelminthes; Cestoda; Diphyllobothriidea; Diphyllobothriidae. The record is from the annotation of a GenBank genome assembly.
AUGGAGUCGUCUGGCGAAGGUGAGCAUAUACGUAAGACACUUUUAAAAACUGUCAGAUGGAAGAGUAAUUGAACGUUCUUGCGCCAUGUCGGUACUCACCAUGCUAUGCCUGCUGCAAGCAUCGCCGGCUGCGUUUUGUUUUACUAUGCCUCGGUAAGAACACAAGCCAUUUGCUUCCUCGAUGUCUCUGAAUGGUUUCCGUUUUUGAACGCGUACACCUGACUUAUUAAUUUCUUUAAGAAUACCUCUGCAUAGUCCCUCUCAUAAACAAUAAUAAGACAACAAAAUUUAGUUGAGAGGUGGGUUUGCACAACCAGCCGUUACCUUGCAUCUUUCCAAUGCCACAUUUCGCCCCUCGCUGAUAUGUCAACAGAGAAAAAGUCCUACCAUCAACCAAUGAACGUCCUGACCUUGCAUAGCUAAGUCUCCCAGAGAUUAACACUUUGCAAGGUGCACGUGGCUUGCAUGGAUUAAUCAAUGCAGGCUUACGGUUUAUUUAUCAAAUUCCAGUGACUUUUUUUAUUUCUAUUACCGGAAAAAAACCAAUGUUUGAAGAAAAUAUGACACUGUUUAAAUGACGUUGAUGGAACUCGCAUCGCGUGGACGGACCAGCCUGACAGUUGCUGAUUCUAUGGUUUUUGUUGUAUUUCAUACCAAUUUAACGAUAUUUCCUUUGAAUUCCGUGCAUCGAUUUAAAAUAACACCAAAGCUAGCAACGAAUGCUCCUUGCAUUUUAUGACGAGAAAUAAGGAAUAGCUGUCUUUCUGGCACCUUGUCCAUCGAUAUUCGGUCGUGUGCGUGUAGUUCAAGCAAACUUAUUGGAAUUUGUACGGUAAUUGCAGUCGGGUCAUCGGUAGGCUCUGAGUCAAUUGCAGUUCCGCUAACAAUAUUGGCCUGCAUAUGAAUAUUUUAUUUUGUAGCUCAGCAUUGCUUAGCACGAAACGUAAUAUUUCGCCAGAAAGUGGCCUCUUUGUAUUCGCAAAAAUAACGCUUAACUUUGGACUUUAUGUCCAGAGUUCAUGCCCAACUGUUUGAUUUUAUUAGGACUGCCAAUGGGAAAAAUUGCGAAUCAACUGUCGUCUAGAGGGACAGCACACCUCACCUCUGCUCAGGUUUUUAUCAUUCAGGCAGUGCCCGCGCCUUGAUUUCCAUCUAAUUCUUUUCGCUGCGUAUUCGCUGUUAAAUUAUCCGUCCUAAUGUCAAAGCCGGCUCCUAUAUUCCACCUGUGCUAUGCGAAAACCCGGAGGUGUUGAUACCCCUUUCACGAAAAGUCGAUUCGGAAACCGAUUUUUUAACGUCCCGCGCGGUCAAAUUUACUAAGAGAUUGUCCAGCCAGGUAGUGUAAGUUGGGUUUUCGUCGCAGUACAUAGUAGCUUGGAAAGUAAUAACUGAGGGACAGCAAGAAGGAAGAAUGGCACAGAAAGGGUUGCUUGUUUCAGGUGAAUCAUUCGCGUCUUCACGAAGUAGGCCGUUUUGUUCAGCGGUCGGCAAAUGGCAACUUGAAUCCGCGCUCGAACUCUUAGUCUGGCAACCUGCGUCAGAGCUCAAAACAGACUUCAUCAAGUACCUGCUAAGCCAAAAAAAUCAAAAUAGUUUAGUCAAAUAUGGCGGUCAUUUAUGCCUACUUGAAAUGCAUUUUGCUCAAUGUGAGGAGAAACGGCAACUUCAUUUCUGACCCAAUUGUGAAAAACUCGGCGACCUCAGUGGGAUUGGAAUCAACGACUAUAAAGGAAAGGCUUGGGCACAGUCAACGUUCUAGCCCGCGUUGGGAGCGGUGAGUUUAAUAUCAUUUGUGUAAAUUUACACGUCCAGCCUACUGAAACUAGUAGAAUUCACCAAAUCGAAUACAGAAAACUGACUGCUCAAGCAGGAUUUCCCACCUAAUCAAUCUGGAAUACACGGGAUGACUACCAGUCACAUGUAAUGUGAAAGGCAAGUCUCGGAAAAGAUGGCAGGACAAGAUAGUUCAAAAACAAAGUAAAUGUUAAUAGUUGAUCACGAAAAAUCACUAUUACCGUGAGGUUUGUCUUAUAUCAACCAGUGUUAAGAGAGAAAGUGGGCACGAUAAAUAAAGACAAACAGUUAAUCCCGUACACCGCCACAAAUCCAUCCUGGCAGUAUUUUUACAGCUAAAGAUUCGGCUUAAAAAUUCAAGUAGUUGGUUGCACUUUCCUCUUGCACGAAAGCACAAGGCUUCCAACAAACCAUCCUCGCCUACAGACACGCACAUAUUGACCCAGGCAUAGGGAGAAUACGUCACUGUAAACGUUUUUCGUCAUCCAGAUUAUCGCAACGCAUUUGACUUGGUUGAAAGGUUACUUUGGUUUUGGAAUUGGGAGUAAUCCGGUCAUUUCAGGAGCGUCAUCUUUCUAUGUACUGUGUUCAGCACUGAGGAUACAUGUCAGUCCUUCAACCAAGGCAAUACUGGACGAACUCAAAGGAUACAAACUAGAAUACCGUGGCAAGGUGACUCUGAAGGGUCGAGGCGACGUGGACACGUAUUGGCUAGAGGGCAAAAGGGGUUUCAAGAAAUCAAUAAAAAGGCCCCUUGAAAGUGACGGGUUAGUAUUCCUAUUCUUGAUGUGGUCUUCUAUUCAAUUCCCUUGCCGAAUUUUCAUUGACAAACGACUUAGGAAUUGACAAUAGUAAAUUACUAGAGAAAGCACGAACUGUGGGAGAAAAAUAGGCAAUCGGUGAUGGCACUAAUAGUAUAACCUAACAUAUACAACAUGAAAAUUAAGCUGACCAAUUGGCUCGCUGGAAACAAAUAUUGAAAAGUGAACUUUGAAAUAUAUAUUCCAGAACAACGAUAGUUGUAACGUCGAAAGUGACGGGAUCCAACACUGGCUUACUCACGAUUUUCCCCCAUGCGCCUGUGACCUGUCCCUGCCAGACCGACUUCACGUGCUAUUGGGCUCAUUUAUUUGCGUGGUUUGACGUUGUGGUGGUCAAGCGGUGUGAAUGUGUAGCAUGUGAGCUACAAUCGUUAGGUCAAAUCCCAUGUUUGAAGGAAGAAGACAGAAGGAACCCGAAUGAGGGGUUUAUUGUGCACAGAACCCGGUGUUGUCCUCUCAGGAGGCAGUGGCCACUGGCGAGGCCAGGGCUAGUGUUGACUGCGUCCAGUCAGGCCUGAGAGUCCUUGAGGUAGUUGUGGCAGCCGCUUUUGUAGGCUCGUGGUCCAAGCUCCAGUGGUGUCCAGUCAGCGUGUGUUGCAUUUGCCGAGGGGUGGUGUCCCAGUGGCUUGUUUUGCUGGUUGCAGGGGGUGGCGCGUUCAAGUGGCCGCAUGGGCAGCUGCGACUGCGCGGACGCAGGUAUGCCCGAGCUGUUGGUCGUGUGACUUCAGGUCAGCUCGUCGGGGACGGCUCGCUGCAAGGGGUGAAUGACCUUGAGGCAGCGAGGUCUUGAACAAUGACGCCAGACCAGUCAGGAUGGCUAGUCGCCACAACGUCCUAUCUUGCGUACGACGUAAGAAUUCUGCAACAACAAUGUCCAUUAUACAGAUAACUAGAAUCGUGAAGAUUGGAGGUUAUCAUGUUAGUGCAAAUCCGCAAUUCAACACUGAAUUUUACCUUUUAUCUUCUGAUAUGUAUAUAUAGAUAUAGAUACAUGUGAUAUAUGUGAGUACAUAGAAAGGGAGAAAAGAAGCUAAUUUCUGGGCUAGGGAAGGCCAUGCUGGCUUCAUCCCUUAAUAGUACAGUUAGUAGUACACAUCUGAUGUGGAAUAUAUAGACAAAUACAACGGACGACGUCGUGUUUAGGUAUUGUUGCCGAUAAGGCAAAGGUUAAAUCAAACUCAGGCCUGCCUUUGACCCUAUAAAUAGAAAGCGAUUGACCCAAGAAACCAAGAUAACCGCAAUCAUUAUCGAAAUAUCGCCUGAAUUUUACCUGUCUAAAAUAGAGCUUUGUCGGUAUUGACGGUUUGGUUGAAAACUGGAGCGUGCUUACCUGCUGAACUAUGUAUUCGAAAAUCACAACGGUUGCAGGAUACCUUUCUAUAAGCUGUGGGAGUAGCAACCGGGUAUAAAGAACGCCAACCUAACAAGUCUACUACGAGGCAGGCCGUCAAGGCAGGAUGUGGCGGUGUUUCAUAGAAUGCUACAUUUCCGCCCAAACCUGGCCGUCGCGUUGUUGUCUCGAAAUCGAACUCCCCUCUCUCCCACCUUAUCAAGUUUCUUUGUUGGUUACUUUUACCUAAAAUUUUUAAUUAUAGACACCAGUUUAUUUUGGACUUGCUACGGAAGAUAAGCCUGUCCACAGGAGGUCCCGCCACGAACGAUAUGGGGGAGCAGAACGAGUACCUGAAUGCUUCACAGCGGCCUUCGUUGGACACGGUGGGACGAGCAAGUCUGGACUACACUACCUUCUUCCAGUCUAGUUUAAAAGUACCAGAAAGGUCUCGUCGCAAGGGCAGUUUCAGAUUAAGUGGAGCAGAUCAAAGAAGGAGCUGGAAACGUAAAUCGCAGGAAGGUCUCGAAGGAGGAUUAAACGAAAAAUACAGACCACGUAAACAUCACUGAAAGCAAAUUCAUAUGGUUCCAUCCCCAGAUCAUUGUUGUCAGACACCACCUUUCUUAAUGAGUUUGUCUGCUUGAACACUCUUCUCACCUGAAUGCGUCAUACUGCAUAAAGCGAGAAAAAAAGAAAGACUGGCAUUUAAACUUUCAUUUUUUUCUGCAUGCUACUCUAUCUAUAACCAAGUCUCUAUAGCCAACUCCCAUAGCAGAACAAGUUCCACUAGAAAGGAGCGACCGAUCGGUGCGUGGGGGUGGACAGAGAUGGUGUCGUGGAGAACGGUAUCACUGCUGGUGACGAGAGGGUGACUGCGGGAUUCGUAUCUGGAUGCAUCUCGUCAGUGGAGGAACCGACAUAACAUUGAUCAACUGCCAUAACUUUGAGACAGAUCAUGGGAGUCAUGUGAAGGAAAUAUAUGGAUGGUUUGGACAACCUGCCGAUCACUUCAUUCUGCAUUCCGCAGAAAUUUUGAUGUCUUAUGUGAUAAAGUCCAAGUGAUGGAUUAACCAGGAGCCAGUCAUUAUAAUGGAGGACAACAUUACAAAGCUAAGGAGUUUGUACUGUCUGAAGAUUAUGAAGACGCCGUGCUUGACGAAGCUCCGAAGAUGCUUAAAGGCGAUCUACAAGUUGAUCACUUUACGUCCAAACUGCUGUACAAAAUCUUAUUAAGAAAGAGUUUUCUGGAGAUGAAGCAGUUAAGAAGUUGGCGGGACCUGCGAGAUGUUGCAGUAAUACUGCCCAUCAGAAACCUUUAUGACAUUGAAAUGGUGGAAGAAGGGGGAGUCGGUCGGUAGGCGAGUAGGUUGGCGAGUAAUCCACGGCCUGUUUGACCCCGUUAAGCGGAGGGAGGACGCAUAGUAAGAUUGCCCACUGUGCUGGUGAUUGGAAACAGUGCUUGUGGUCGGAUGUAUAUUAUAAGCGUAGUUCGGGAGGAAUUGAUGGCAAAAUCUUGUAAUAUGGCGCAACCACUUUAGCCUGCACUCGGUAUGCCUCCACUUUCGGGAGUAACAGAUGAACGCCGGUAGAUCCAACCAGACAGUUCAAAAUAGACGGGACGGCGGCGCACUUAAAGUUGUCGAUUAUGACGCUUCCAUCCUGUUACUUGCUAAUCACUAGGGCGAAACAUUCAUCGUUUUUCUAGGUUUCGGUACAGGCCACUGCGAUGUUACAAAUGCAACUGUAACAAAGCGGCUUCCGUGUAUGGCUCAGGACGAAGGUCGCUGACACUUGUAACAAUGCGAAGAUAUUCAAAUAAGUGAUGAUGGCCAUCUUCGGAGGGUCUUGUGUGGUAACAGAAGUCUGAUGACAUGUUCGGAUCAGAUUGAUUUUGGAGAAGAGGGAUCUGCAGAAUAGAGUGCCAGCAAAGUUCUGAAAAGUAUGGAUUGGGUAACUCCCCGGGAUGAUGUCAUUUCUCAGCAGAAUGCAGACGCCGCUGGUGCCUCCGCCGCUAAUUGCGGACUCUUAAACCAUGUGCAUGUAAUACUGAGUUGCAACAUACGUUGGUACUUUAGCUUGACGGUAGUCGUACGCGCAAGUGCGAGAUGGUGGAAACAGAAAAGCCUGGAAGACUUCUGGCCUGGAUGCAUUAAACCCCAUCGCAACUAUGGGCAACUGUGUUGAAAAUGGGAAGCGUGAUUGUGAGAUAGAUGAGAAAGAGCAGCCAAAAUGGUCACCCUGGAAUGAAAGUCCCGGACAGCUAGCUGACUUUGGCUCCCGAAAGAAGAAAAUGUAUCGAUGGAUAGGGUAUUUCCUCAAUGACGAAGGCGACAUUACUGACAGUCAAUGGUGAGUUUGAAUGCAGGAAUUUUGUCACCGUAACGACCUGUGAAAGUAGACGAUGUAGUGUAAUUUUCAGAGACAGAAUGCAGUAUCCGUAGUUGGUUGUGAGGAUGGGAUCUCAGACCUGUACGAUAAAACGCCAUACAACCUUGGCUUCGAGUGAAUGGAAGGUCAGCCGUCAAUGGGUCUGUAUGAGAAUACAGUGAUCAGUUUCUUUGCAUUUAUUCCGAAAAUGCCGUACCUUUUUCGCAUUGGUGUUCCACUAUUAGAUUUACGCAUUAUGCACACUAAAACUGCAUGCAACUUUUUGUAAGUUACCCGUUUUCCCUCACACCAGUACCGUUUAAAGGGAGUUUUCAGGGCUUCUGUCGUUUACUCCAAACAUAUUGGCGCUUACUGACUGUGUCUGUUAAAUAAAAUAAUUUAAUUAGAAUGUAAGAGUGGUUUUUAACAUCCGCCGUCCGCUCCUCCUUCUUUGCAGCAUCUUUUAUUUUGAGUUUUUGACAGCUACCGGUCGAGACUUCUGAGACAUUCUUAAACACCCUUAGGAACAAUGUAAAUUCUCCUGAAUAUGUUACUGGUCAUUUACAUAAAUAAUUUUCCUGGGAGCAUCAAUAAAACUGGUUUCAUUCACGCGCGCUGGAUGAUUAUCAAGGAAUUUAACCAUUGCCUCCACGAAGACCUCUACAACGGGUGAGCAAUACAAUUCAUGCAACCCAGCGCUGUCGUCAUAUACAGAAACGUCCCGCUAAAUGAUAAUAUGUUCGGGUUUGCGAGUGCAUAACUACAAGUUUACCUGUUUUAAGGACCUGCGUUGUAAAGCACGUCAUUAAGAAAUACUGACGAUGGUUUCUCCUAUCUUUACCGUUUUUACUUAUGGGUAAUCGGUUUCAAGUACAUGGCUUGUCGGUCCUUCCCGAACGAUGCGCACAACAUGACGUCAAAAUUUGCAAGCAUCCUGAAAAUUUGAAGGCCGCUUAUCCGAUCUGUGUCUUGCGUAUUUUAGACAUACGUUGUAAGUUGUUGGAAUUAUAUUUCAUUAAUAUAUUUUACUUAGAGACAAAUAGCGUCAAUCAUUAACCUUCUGUAAAAAUCUCCCACAUGUCACGACCAAAAUACAAAUAAUCAUGCUUCUUCCUUAAUUAUAAAGUCCAACAGCAAGCGCGCAUCUCUAUCCCUCUUCUUGCAGAACGUGAGGAUUAUUAUAACAUUGCUUGGACAAGUAAUUAACACAGAAGAAGCGUUCAGUUUACUGUGUGAAAGAGAGUAGUUCGGUUCAUGGAAGAAGAAAGUUUUCUAGUUUGAGCAUACUGUUGUAACCCUACUGGCCCCUUUGUCACGUAACAAAACUCCCAUUUUUACACCCUUGAUUAUCCUGGGGUUUAAAUCCAACAAGCAUAAGCUGUGACAGUUCGUUUCUAUAUUCAAAGUGGACUUAAAGAAAAAAACGAAGUGUAAAUGUGAACCUACCAUUUUCGACCUAUCACAGUACUGCGUGCACAAGCUAAUUUAAAAAAUAACAGAUUGGGCAGCAACGACUGCACAGGUAGGCACUCUGCAGCCGGAUUACCACACAUGAGUUAAGCAAAACCUGAAUAAAUUUAGUGAUUGUCAAACACGAUAACGAAGGUCGUACUGACUAAGACUCCGUCAGGAAUCCUCGAAGUAGAAAUAGAGGUAGAUGACUUGAAAAAUGAGAUGGGAAUUUAAAUAAAAUGUUUCUGUGUUCAUCAGCUGUGCAAAUGUCAGUGGCUUUAGAAAUUCCGAAAAAUGGACAAACUGUGCGCAUAUGGUUUCCACGAAAGUUGCAGACGGCGAAAAUAUGCUGGCCCGCCUUGUCGACUGCAAAAGAGACACAUCAAAAUCUGUUCCGGAAACAUUAUUAUGCUCUCCUUUUUGAUGUCCGCAUGCAGGGCAUUCAAUCCGCAAAAGGCCGACGCACUGCGCAUGCUCUCACUACCACGACCCCCUAAAUGUACCUGCCAGAAUGAGGUCCGGGCUUCACUUUUAUGCCUGGCUUCCUCGACUCUUCCAAAUGUCUCCUGUCCGUUACGGUCUACGAACAGGUUGAAGGUAGUCAUAGAGGGAAUCUACCCUACUGGAUACAGAACGUCGUGGUGACCAGUACUAAUGGAGAAGUGCACAUAACUUUUGAAGUUCAGCCCCGUAAUACGUCCCACCAAGUGCGUGAUCGGUCCAUCUGCCAUCAUAUGCAUAGACCAUCCAGUCCAAAACGUCAUUCUUCAGUCAUUUCGUUCAAACAUUGCUGUGAACCAAUCGUUUCCUAGACCAACCUCUGACAGCCAGUUAAAGCACUUAAUGAAUCUGGUUAAUCUAUAUAUCUAUCUUCUACUAGCUGGACCCCACCACGCGUUGCUGUGGCUCAGUCUGAUGAAAUGUACACAAAAAAGGAAGGGAACAGGUUUCUUAUAUGUGUUAGUGCAUAAUGCUAGUGGGUAUACGAUAUUUUUGUCAUUGCGUUGUCGCUGCAGACACAAAUAUUGUCUGGUUUGCCGACUCGGGAGCACGCAACGCAUAACUGGCUAUGUGAGAAGCAAUCCGUUUGUAGAUCCAAAACUGCUCGAUUCCACGGACUGGCCCUGAGCUUUGCUGAUCGUGAAUGCAAACGGCAGUCGAAUCGGGAAAUGCAUCAUCCUAAAUGGAAAUGGCAUGUCAGUUGGAAUCAGUGGAAUGCGAGGAAUAAGGAUAUACUCUCCUCUAAAAGGUCCUGUCGAGAUAUUGGCUCCCCGUACGUCGUUCACCAAUGGUUUUACUGAAAGCCGCGUGCCGUUGGUAAGCUUCGGCUGAUUGAUUUCUCGCAGCAAGAUAACCGGAAAACCGAUUUUCAAUUACGCUUAUCGCGCCGUCGUCCUCGACAGAGCAAGCGAAUUCAAAAUUUCUGUGAUAAUUAACUACCUCGUCUGCUCCCACACCAGUGUCGACAGACGUGCAUGGGGCUGCCCGGCUUUGAGCCUUCGACUGAAUAGUAUGGUUAAGUAGGUAGACUUCUUUGUUCUUGGCCGCAAUAAUAGCUCGUUCGCUCAGGCAAUCGUGAAUCGUAUAAUUGGUUUGAAUAUUGGGAAGUAUCUUUGUAACGUAUUCUUAUUUUCACGACACUAAGUUGCCCAAAGUAGGAGGCAGUGAAAUGCGCCCUGAAGACGGAUUUACCGGCACCCAUCCGUUCCCAGUUGUCCGCCAUCGGUGUGAGAAUAUCUCAGACUUUCGGUCGUUUUGCAGCUGGAGCACGCCUAUGUUUAGUUAAUUUUAACGUCUGGACGUGGCACCACCAAGAAGCCUAUUUCAGGCAGGCAUUUAUUUCCUCCGCUGGUGUGUAUCGGGGAAUUAAAGACAGUGUUGUCCCGAGUCUCCUGCAAGCAGUAACAAUGCGUCUCCAAAUGGUCUGCUGUUUCCAUGCAAACCUUGCAAUGGUCGGCCAAGGGCCUCGAGCGUUUUUGUGCGUCAUUGUGCAUUCACCCCGAACAAUAAGUUUGCAUUUCUGCAGUAGGUUUCCCAUGCCGGAUGUCUUGGAAAUGUUGCACGUAGGAGUUUCAAUGAACUGCACGUUCAACAGCAAUUGUAAAGCUGAAUGAGCAGUUCUUCCACCGGGUAGCCAGGUCGCAGCUAUUCCGGACCACGCAAGAGCCAAGGCUAUGUCAAUUUUGCAUCGAAGUGCUGGCAGAAUUAGUCGUAGUAGGAACGCUUUUACCAGUCCCUUUCUGGCGCAUCCAAAUGAUUCCUCCGACCUCGCUAUUGGCAGUCCGCAUUAUUUGAUCGUAAAUACCAUCCUGCUCCAGUGUUAGCUUAGGAAGGUUUGAUUAAAAAUACGACAGAACAUCAACCCUGUUGUAGAUUUGCUCACGCCGCAAAUCCACGUCUAACGAAGUAGCAGUAGAUCGCUUUUGGUGAUGGCUUUCCCAUUCUAUUGAGAACUUUGGUCGUGAUUUCUACGCACACAUCCUCAAUCAUUAUUAACACUUCGCUGUAGAUUUUCUGCUGUGAAAUCCACAUUUGAUUUGUCCUUGCGUAUUAGACGGAAGAUGCCUUCUGCACACAUUCCCUGUGUAAUACGUAGGCACUUUCGAAUGCAGCAGUGGUUUUGCAAGCGCGUCAUUUUGGCUUAACGUGAAGAACGCAGUUAAUGUUGUUGCCGGCGGAACUAAGGCAACCUGGUGCACAUUUGCGGCUGUGAAGUAAACGCAUUGCCCAUUCUCUAACUGCACUGCAGGCGAACAACACCUGGACUUCGCUCAUAGAUGGGGGAUGAAAGAAUUCGCACACGGCUUUGUUGCUGUUCACGCAUCUUCUAGCCCAAUACUGUGCGAUUUCAUCCAGUUGUAUGUCCGCAUCCUUUGUCUCUUUUCGUGCUGCAAGCCGAAAACGGCCAUGUCGCUGCCUUCGCUCACGUACUUACAAAUGUACCAAAUUUAGUUCCCGGAAUUGCAGUUAUCCACGUUUAUGUGAGCUGCGUUUGCUUUUAAAAGCAAAGGCGAAUACGAAACAACCCAUCGGUUACCGACUUCUCUGUCACCGAUUCGUGUUCGUACGGUUGCCAAUUUACCGACGUCUUCCCCUGAUCCUUUUCUUCGCCGUGACUUCGGGCAAAUCAUUGUCAACGUCGGCGUCAGAUAGUUCAGCGCAUAUUUCAUCGGCGAUUUCGCAGGAGGUGAUCUUGUUGUAGAGUCAGAUUCAGGCAUGCGCGUGGGGCAGUCCCAAUCCUUUGCCAUUCCCCAUAAUACAUCCAACAGCGCACAGACCCAAACACCUCGUGUUUCACCAUUAAGUUCAUCAGCGAUUGCAUUUUCUUCCUGAAAACACGUGCUUGAUGGUCUGAUUCAAGCGAAUAAAAAGCAGGCGUUCAGUUUCGAUUUUUGCAUACAUAUCCACAAUGCAGUGAUGAAGCAACUGACGGCAUUUCAAAAGGGGAUUACGUACAUUCUGUCGUAUAAUAAGUCGGUAGGAGUAGUGGUUCAUUGCGCUGCAUUUCAUGUGCGUUACCUCGUCACUGACUUCAUUUAUCAUCCUGACGUUGAAGUGAUAUCCAUCAGCACCAUCUCCGACUGCCAGUAUAUAUGGUAUCACCUUACCCUAAAAUCAUUAGUCUUCCAACGGUUGUUAUCGUACCGUCGUUUACAACAGCAUCAGCCUGCGUGAAUGCUGAGCACGGAGUCGUGUUUGACGCUGGUCUGCUGUUCCUCGCUGGCGCCACUCGGCCACUCCCAGUUGGCUGUGUUCAUCCUGUUGUGAACGAAGCAGGCCUGAAGCUGCAGAACGCGGUAGCCGUGACCGUAACCGGGCUUCCGCAAGCCGAGCUGCACAAAACUGAGCUGACACUGGGUGACAAUCCCCUUAUGUGGGCUUUGCAGAGGGGGGGUGGGCAGGCGCUGGUGUUAACUGCAUCCAGUCCUCACCCCCGAGAAUCCCCGAGGCAGCGGUGACGGCCCAAUUAGGUGGGUAGUGUGGGGCAAGUUCAUGUGGAGCCCAAGAGUUGCGUGUUUUUUUUGCCGCAGGGUGAGUGGUUUGCUCUGGCGGCCCAUAUUGCAUCGGCCCAGAGAGGGUGGAGGGCCUGCUCAAGUGCCUGCAGGGGUGGGUGGUGGGGUGAGCGCGGUCGUCGGGUGGAGCACGUGCGUCUGAACGAAUGUCGGUCAAGUGGCCACAGUCUGGGCGCUCAUGUGUCCGCGCGGAUUUAGGUCAAGUGGCCGCAGAAGGUGGCGUUGGUAUGCUGUGCCCUGAAGAAUAUAGUCCUCUGCAUGAUGCAGUUGUAAACGACGGUAGUACACCUAAAGUGGUAAAACUACAGAUUUUUGUCUUCACAUGCACAGAGAGUCCACGCCAUAAGCUCGGGUGCGCUCGAGGUGCAAUUGCUUACGUUUGUCAGUACGGGCCCCCAGACCUACUCAUUACAUUCCCAUGCAAUCCAGCUUGGGGGGGAUAUUUAUCAGCUCCUACUUCCUAGGCUAUCGCCGGUGAAUAGGUAUGACAUCACACUACACACACAAAACACUAAAAUCGCUGAUGAACUUUAUGGUGAAACACGAAGUGGUUGGGUCUGUGCGCUGCUGGAUGUAUUAUGGAGAAUGGCAAAAGAUGGGGACUGCCCCAUGCACAUGUCCUGAUCUGGCUUUAUAACAAGACCGCUUCCAACGAAAUCACCGAUGAAAUAUGCGCUGAACUAUCUGACGCCGACGUCGACAAUGAUUUGCCCGAAGUCGAGGCGAAGAAUACGUUAAAUGGACUUUGAGGUGCCCUGAGUCCCAAUUGUCCCCCCCCCCCCCUCGACCCUCACCUCCAGGUAUGAUACACGGAAUGUGCUCUAAGAAAGUAUCCUCAUGCAUUCGUAUGCACCACAGUUACCGGUAACGACGGAAGUGCCUUAUACCGAAAACGACCAGCGGAAGACGUCGGCAACUUGGCAACCGUAUGAAUGCGAACCGGUCUCCUACAAGUCGGUAACCGCUUGGCUGUUUCGUAUUCGCCUUUACUCUUAGACACAAACGUAGCUCACAUAAACGUGGAAAACUGCAAUUCCGGGAAAUGAAUUUGGUAAAUUUGUAAGUACGUGAGCAAAGGCAGCGACAUGGCCGUUUUUGGCCUGCAAAGCGAAAGUAGAGAAAGGGAUGUGGGCAUCCAACUCUAUGAACUCGCGCAGUACUGGGCUGGAAGAUGCGUCAACAGCACAAAUCCGUGUGGCGUAUUCUUUCAUCCCCAAUCCAUUAGCGAAAUCCAGGUGUUGUUCACUUGCAGUACAGUUAGAGAAUGGGCAAUGCGUUCACUGUACAGUUGCAAAUGUGCAACAGGUUGCCUUAGGUCCACCGGUAACAACGCUAAGUACGUUCUUAACGUUAAGGCAAACUGACGCGUUUGCAAAAACACUGCUGUAUUCGGAAGUGCCUACGUAUUACACAGGGAAUACGGGUAGAAAAUCAUCCGAACGACGCAAACGAGGAAAUCGAGUGGACGGCCACCUCGGUAUAUUCAAAUGAACUGCGAUAGGCAGACUGCACACCGUGCAUCCCAAUCUUACUUCGUAUGGUGUUGGUGAAUGUGCCCGGUCCAGUGUUAUUCCAGAACUUAAAAUAUGUCAAUGGCGUUACGCAUUCCACUUUCAGCAGUGCGCGUCAGGCUCUUCAGUUACUGGAGGACGAUCAACGGUGGGACGAAUGUAUUAAUGACGCCUGCUACACGUCCCAUCCACAUCAAAUUCAUGCAUUGUUUGCAGUCAUAUUGACCGCAUUCUCUCCUUCAUCUCCAACAGAUUUAGGGGAGAAAUAUAAAUUACACAUGACUAAAGGUAUCUUCCGUCGACUAUGCAAGGAAAAUUCAAAUGUGACUUGCACAGCAGGAAUUUACAGCGAGGCGUUAAUAGUGACUGAGGAUAUGUACACAGCUCAGUAUUGUGCAGCUCGGCUUGCGGAUGCCCGGUUGCGGUCACGGCUACUGCGUUCUGCAACUUCAGUUCUGCUUCGUUCACAACAUCAUGACCACAGCCAGCUGGGAGUGGCCGAAUGGCGCCAGCGAGGAACAGCAGACCAGCGUCCAACACACCUCCGUGUUCAGCAUUCACGCAGCCUGA